Bactrocera neohumeralis is the source of this 1324-nucleotide messenger RNA. RefSeq names its product aprataxin and PNK-like factor. Gene Ontology annotation, biological process: double-strand break repair. Gene Ontology annotation, molecular function: 3'-5' exonuclease activity; DNA-(apurinic or apyrimidinic site) endonuclease activity. The record is from RefSeq and is a predicted model, not a curated record. The transcript is spliced from 3 exons. Bases 160 to 1110 code for a protein of 316 amino acids. Lineage: Eukaryota; Metazoa; Arthropoda; Insecta; Diptera; Tephritidae. Gene Ontology annotation, cellular component: nucleus; site of double-strand break.
UAUGUUUACGUUAAAGUAAUAAUGGCAACAUUUCUCCGCGAAAGUGGUGUAAAACGAAAUCAAAGAAAAACAUUAUGAAAUGCGUCAUUAUUUCACAAUAAUUUUAAAAGGACAAAUAAACACAGUUAUUUUAAACACUAAUUUUACAAAAGUUUACCGAUGGAUAGUGAAUCCAAAUUAUGUUCAGGAUUUUUGGAAAACCUGACAAAUGAAAAUGAACAAAAUUGUUCAUUGAAUCCAGAAACAGCAAGCGUUGAAAAUGUUGGCGCGCAAUGCAACAAAGGGCUUCGCGUAAAAGUGAUUGCGGAAAUUAAUGAAAAUUCCGACUAUUCGAACAAGAUAAAAGAGGUCAAUAAAACUGAUGGUUCACGAAAACGGGAUGCUGCUUGUGCAGAUCAUACUACGUCCAAACGUUGUAAGUUGUCUGAAGAAGAAACAUCAAAGUCUAAUGGAGAACCUCAGGAAAAAGGUUCUGAAUUUCAAAAUGAAAGAGAAGCAGAGAACACUGCUGAUAGCAAUACGGUAGAAGUCCGAAAUCUGGAAGAGAACAACUGUGUAGUAAAAGUAAAAGUGGAGUGUUCUACCGAUAAUAGCGAUGAACUCAAUAUCAAUAACGUUCCCACUAGCUCUGGAAGUUCUAAUCAAGUCGAUAUAAAACCGGCAGUUAAGGUAGAAAAGGCCGAAGCUAGUUCCACUUUAAGGCAGUCUUGCCGCUUUGGCAUCCGUUGCUAUAGGCGAAAUCCAAUGCAUCGUUCAGAAGAAGCUCACCCAGGCGAUCACGACUACCGGAGACCUAUUUAUCCACCUCCUCCUAAAGGCACACCUGAGUGUCCUUUUGGUGAUCAAUGUUACCGUCGAAAUCCAAUACAUUUUGAGCAGUUCAACCAUCCUCCAGAAACUGAUUUCGAACAAAAUUACAAAAACUACCGCCUGCGUCAAAGACAACGUCAACAACAGAGAGAUGAUAAUAUAAAUAUUAACAAUUCUGAACUGGAUGAUGACUCUGAGGAUCCGUUCAAUGACGAGGAUGCAUUCGAUUCAGACUAUGUACCGAAUAGUGAUGACGAGGACGAUGAAGAUUAUGAUGCGUGUGAUAAAGCUGAAGAAUAAUAAUUCCCUAGUUGUAAGUUAUUUUUUUUUUUAUAUAAAUGCUUAAUUGGUGUUACAAAUUAAGCAUAAAAGUAUUAAAAAAUGUAAAACAAAAAUGUUUUGUAAAUACAUCAAUUGAUGAUUAACUUAUAAGUUUAUGCUAUUGAAUUUCAGCAAAUCCCCUAGGUCAGCUACUGCGACAUAUUAAAUUAAAUUUAUUUCUUAACUAUUUAAA